Molecule: messenger RNA, 912 nt
Organism: Miscanthus lutarioriparius
Lineage: Eukaryota; Viridiplantae; Streptophyta; Magnoliopsida; Poales; Poaceae
Source: the annotation of a GenBank genome assembly
AUGGUCGAGCAACUUGUGCCCUUCAAUCAAUUGCGUGAUGAUGUUGAUGGUCGUGGUACAUGGCGGCAGUGCCGGGUGAGAAGCACAGCUUCGUUCCAAUGCAGCCCAGUUUCUUUCGCUGGCGGCUUCGGCGCCGUCUACAAGGGCGUCCUCCCCGACGGCACCGUCGUCGCCGUCAAGCGCACCAUGCAGCGGAUGCAGAGCCCUCACGUGGACGUGGAGUUCCGGAGCGAGAUCAAGAUCAUGGCGCGCAUGGAGCACCAGAGCCUGGUCCGCUUUUACGCCUACAUGGAGUGCGGCGAGGAGCGCAUCGUCGUCGUCGAGUACGUCCCCAACGGCACCCUCCGGGAGCGCCUCGACAGGUGCAACGGGAGGUUCCUGGACUUUGGGACGCAGCUGGACAUCGCCAUCGACGUCGCGCACGCCGUCACCUACCUGCACAUGUACUCCGACCACCCCAUCAUCCACCGCGACAUCAAGUUCUCCAACAUCCUCCUCACUGACUCGCUGCGCGCCAAGGUGGCCGACUUGGGCUUCGCCCGCCUUGGCGCCGGCCUGGGCGCCGGCGCCGCCGGGGAGGCCACGCACGUCACCACCCAGGUGAAAGGCACGGCGGGGUACCUGGACCCGGAGUACCUCAAGGCGUGCCAGCUCACGGACCGCAGCGACGUCUACUCCUUCGGCGUGCUCAUCGUGGAGCUCGCCUCGGCGCGCCGCCCCAUCGAGACCAAGCGCGAGUUGAAGGAGCGCCUCACCUCGCGCUGGGCCAUGGCAGGUUCAUCGGCGGCGCCUCCGCCGAUGUGCUGGACCCGUACCUCGCACGCCCGCCCGCCGUGGAACGCGCGCUGGAGAUGGUGCUGGUGCUCGCGUUCCGGUGCAUGGGCCCCGUCCGACAGGACAGGCGCGCCAUGA